Talaromyces stipitatus ATCC 10500 is the source of this 1660-nucleotide messenger RNA. RefSeq names its product proteasome regulatory particle subunit (RpnG), putative. Gene Ontology annotation, biological process: proteasome-mediated ubiquitin-dependent protein catabolic process. The record is from RefSeq and is a predicted model, not a curated record. The transcript is spliced from 3 exons. Gene Ontology annotation, cellular component: proteasome regulatory particle. NCBI's taxonomy places the organism in Eukaryota, Fungi, Ascomycota, Eurotiomycetes, Eurotiales, Trichocomaceae. The coding region runs from base 117 to 1598 and encodes 493 amino acids.
ACAACACAUCUCCAUCCCAACCCUCCCUCCCUCCUCGAAACUCAACUCACCUUAUCUUUGGGAGCUCUUAUACCUUCUCCUCACUUUAACCAGCUAGGAAUCUCAAUCUAUUCAAUAUGGCUGAUCCACAAUUCGCCAAGUAUCCCGAUCUGUCGCUCGCGCAGGACAUCUUCAACAUCUCGAAUCCAUCAUGUGCCUCCGCAGUGCGACAGACCUCUUUCAAGAGACUGCAAGAUGCCAUCACGGAACAUAAAAUGGCUCCCCUCUACCGACACCUCGCACACCCUACGGAAGGAAUCUUGAACACCUCAGGCGAAGGUGUUCCACAGCAACCAUCGACAAACGGCGCCGCAGCUGUGAGCCGACCGGUUAUCACAUCCAACCUGCUUCCAGGACGGAAAUUAUCACAAAAGAUAAGUUUUUCCUGGGAUGAGAAGCUAUAUGAUAGUUUAAAGGAAGAGAAUAAGAAGGAGCUCGAGUCCUUCCAGAAGGAAGAGGAGGAGGCUGCUGAGGCUGCUGGUGAUACAGAGGUGUUAGCAGCUCAAGGCAAACGCGCCGAGUUCUGGGCCCGAGUUGGUGAUAAAGACAAAGCGAUCCAAACCUACGAAGAAGUGCUGGAAAAGACCAGCAUCCUGGGCACAAAAAUCGACUUGGUCCUGGCUAUGAUUCGCGUCGGUCUGUUCUUCGGCGAUAGAGUCUUUGUGAAAAAUACGAUAGAGCGUGCAAAUGCGUUAGUCGAGAGUGGCGGAGAUUGGGACCGCAGGAAUCGCUUGAAGGCUUACAAGGGUUUGCAUCUUCUCACUAUCCGGUCAUACAGUCUGGCUGCACCUCUCCUCCUUGACAGUCUAUCUACUUUUACGAGCUAUGAGCUGUGCAGUUACUCUUCUCUUGUUAUCUACGCCGUUCUCGCCGGUUCACUGUCUCUGAAGCGGGUUGACUUCAAGGCAAAAGUUGUCGAUGCUCCAGAGAUCAAGGCUAUCCUUGGAGAAGGUGAAGAUAUGGUAUCAGCAUUGACAGGUGCUAUUUCUUCUGGACCCGGUGCUGGAGAUGAGGAGAUGAAGGAUGUAUCGAGCGCUACCCCUGGAACUGCAUCGACUGCUAUUAAUCUGACCACCUUGGGCACUGGCUCUGGCGCUCAAGCAGAAGCCGAAAGACCGAUUGACUUCUCCGGUCUGGCCAGCCUUGUUAGCAGCUUGUACAGUGGAAACUACCGAUCGUUCUUUAUUGCCCUUGCUUCGGUUGAGGACACCUUCCUUAGUCAGGAUCGCUAUUUGUAUGAGCAUCGUGCGUGGUUCGUUCGCGAGAUGCGGUUACGGGGUUAUCAGCAACUCUUACAGAGCUACCGAGUUGUCGGCUUGACCAGCAUGGCCAACGAUUUCGGUGUGACUGUUGAUUUCUUAGACAGGGAUCUCGCCAAGUUUAUUGCUGCCGAGCGGAUAUCGUGCACCAUGGACCGCGUGAAUGGAGUCAUUGAGACCAACCGACCAGAUGAUAAAAACAAGCAGUAUGCGGAUCUGGUGAAACAGGGCGAUGCAUUGAUCACGAAGCUGCAGAAGUAUGGACAGGCUGUGCGACUCAGGGGAAGCGAGCGCAGUUAGAUUUAGUCUUGACUGUAUGCUAGUAGUAAUGACAUAAUUGCAUUGUGGACAAUGAUUUUGAC